Molecule: messenger RNA, 1438 nt
Organism: Cynoglossus semilaevis (tongue sole)
Lineage: Eukaryota; Metazoa; Chordata; Actinopteri; Pleuronectiformes; Cynoglossidae
Gene: ankrd33ab
Product: ankyrin repeat domain 33Ab
Exons: 4
Coding region: 21-1436 (471 amino acids)
Molecular function (GO): protein binding
Source: RefSeq, a predicted model, not a curated record
GCUGUUUUCCCCACGGUCAGAUGGCCUCCGCAGCAGACGACCGAUACCUGGGCUCAGGGCCCAGUGGAGACGGAAUUCAUCCGGCAGGCGAUGAGUCUGAGUCUGAGUCUGACUCUGACUCUGACAGCAUCCUCUCUGACGACUCCGUGCUUCCAGUCUACACACCAGAGACGAAAGACAGGUGUGCAGCAGGUUCCACUCUGUAUUCAGCCUGUGCUCGUAACGAAGUCUUCUCUUUACGGAGGGUUCUGGAGAGAGGGGUGACAAAGGAGGAGGUCAUGGAGCUGGACAUCAACGGCUGGAAUGGCCUGAUGGUGGCGUGCUGCAAAGGUUUUGUGGAAGUUGUUUACGGGCUCCACAGUUGUCCUUUCAUCGACAUAAACCACCAGGACAACGAAGGCAACACUGCUCUGAUGAUCGCAGCCCAAGCAGGUCACGUCAACACAGUCAUGUAUCUCAUAAACUACUUCCCUGGUAUAGACCUGGAGGUGAAGGACUGUCGUGGUUUCACUGCCCUCAUCAAAGCAGCCAUGACUGGACGCAGCGACGUGGUGUCUGCCCUUGUUAUGGCCGGUGCUGACACCCAAGCAGUGGACUCCACGAAGAGAAAAUGUGCUCAGGAAUGGGCACUGAAAACCGGCCGCUAUGAAACCUCCAAUCGCAUGCGUCGCCUGAAUAUGCGGCGAAGAGCAGAACAGUUUUGUGACAGCUUCAUCCCCGAGUGGCCUGAGCUCAAAGACAGAGUAGCCGCGGCCGCAGCUGAGAAAAGUGCCAGGGAGAAAAUUAGGGAGCUGAUAAAAAACACAUUUGGUUUCAGGUUUCCUCGUGACCCAGAGGACAAUGGGGUCAUGGACCACAUGGUACGCAUCACAACAAGUCUACACAGUCCACUCAUUUCAACAGGAUGUCACCCACUCUGUCCAAGCAGUCCUCCUGAGGUAGGAAAGAGGAGGCUGGCUGUUCCAGAGCUGCUGGGGAAACACUCUAAGACGGAGCUGGAAGAGAAGUCUGUCAGUCACAGCACCGCUUCUGCUCCACACAUGAUACCCACGAUGCAUUCUGCAGAGACCAUCGCCACUUCGUGCUGUGCUGACGCUGAGAGGCGUGGCAGCAUCCUGUCAUUAGCCUCCAGUAAAGUGGCCAGUGCAUUUAUUCCUCGCAGCAUGGCAAGAAAGAACAGUGUGUUUCCCUCAGGCUGCAUCCCUCAGGUCAGCAUCUGUAGGCCCACGGAGGCCACGCCAAAGAAGGAGAAGAAGAAGAAGAUGAUGAAGAUGGACAAGAGCAAGAAGGAGAAGAAGAAGAAGAUGAAGAUGGACAAGAGUUUCCUGGAACCACCCAAAUGGAAAUACAAGGAAAGAAAAGAUGAGAAGAAGAAAAGUGAAAGAGAAAAGGCCGAUAAAGAUAAAAAGGAGAAAAACGACAGUCAAAGAAAAUAGUA